AUGCCAGUACAAAGACAAGAUAUUAUGUCAUCAUUACAUUCUUGUAACGAGUCUGUAACUGAAAGCAUUAUAUGUGCAUUCCCAAAAAUUAUUAAUUUUGUCCCGAAAACAUCUCCCAAAAUCUAUUGGAAACCCAGUACUAGAAAUAACUGCCUCUUUUUACCAACAAGGGUUCUGAUAGAUCCUUGUCUGGUACGUCAGGUACAUCUGGAAUUAAUAUGGGCACAUCUAGAUGAACAGUUUGGUGUCGAAGCUGUUUAUGUCAUGGGUAACUGGUCUGCUCCUAAUACAAGAUUUCAUGAGCCGAUCGGGGGCCUUGAACAAGUCAGUGCUAUCCAGCCUGUGAAUGUAGAAGUCUUGAAAAGUUUCGGAUGGUUGAUAACCCGCGCCCUCAUAGACGAAGAGCAAAUCCUCGUAGCCAUAAAUAGUAACACAAACAGAAUUGUUCUUCUUCUAUGUAAUCGUGAUAUGGUUGCUUGUCUGAACAUGGUUGAUAUUGUUCGUUCACUUCGUGCUGGGACCGACAUUCUCCCCCAAGAUUUUGAUGUGGAUGGGCUCCCCAGGACCAACGGAGAAGAGCAAGGACUCAAAAUAAUCAAGCAAACAUUAGAAAUAUUCGUCAAAGUCGUAACUAGAAUUUUCCAGGCCUGUUAUCGCAGGUCAACCAUAGAUACACUUAAGUGA
Molecule: messenger RNA, 684 nt
Organism: Mucor mucedo
Lineage: Eukaryota; Fungi; Mucoromycota; Mucoromycetes; Mucorales; Mucoraceae
Exons: 4
Coding region: 1-684 (227 amino acids)
Source: RefSeq, a predicted model, not a curated record